CGGAGAGCUUGGUCUGCACUGCCGACGCCGCUGGCAGCGAGGCUGUCUCCGGAAGGCAGACCUGCGAUAACCCAGUGCCCGCUCUCGGCUGCCCGUUGCUCUCCUCUGCGCCCCUGCCAAUCUCAUUCAGGACUCAGUGACCGUUUUUUUUUUUUUUUUGUUUUGUUUUGUUUUGUUUUUCUUAAUCACAAGGGCGUGGGUCAGCCUCCCCUAGGACUUCAUGUCUGUAUAUUUCCCCAUUCACUGCUCUGACUAUCUGAGAUCGGCUGAGAUGACUGAGGUGAUGAUGAAUGCUCCCUCCAUGGAAGAGAUUGGCCUCAGCCCCCGCAAGGAUGGCCUUUCCUAUCAGAUCUUUCCCGACCCAUCAGAUUUUGACCGCUGUUGCAAACUGAAGGACCGCCUGCCCUCCAUAGUGGUGGAACCCACAGAAGGGGAGGUGGAGAGUGGGGAGCUCCGGUGGCCCCCUGAGGAAUUCCUGGUCCAGGAGGAUGAGCAGGACAACUGUGAAGAGACAACAAAAGAAAAGAAGGAUCAGUAGAGUCCCUCGCGGGCUCGCCCGGGUCGUGCCAGCCAGCAUACCUGAACUGUUUUUCCCACGGCGAUGGGAGAAGAGUGAGACACAGUCAUUCUGAAAAUGUCAAAUGAGGCUUCCGUUUUUUGCACCUGAAAAUCACCGAGUCGGUUUUCUUUCUUUCUUUCCUUUUUUUUUUUUUUUGUCUUUUUGUUUUGUUUUGUUUUUGAUUCGUUGAGCAAUGGAGCCCUCUGACAACUUGCAAGGCUGAGAAAGGAAGCUAGCUGCUGAGAACAGGGGUUGGGGUGGGGGGAAGGGGGUGCUGCUUCUAAGAUCCCUAUCUGAACUCUAGUGCCAGAGGCCAGAGGCAGUGCUAUGUGUGUGUGUUGGGGAGGGGGUGGGUUCUGGCUGAGGUGGAUGAGGAAAUGAGCGAGAAAUAUUUUGGAUUGAAACAACAACAACAACAAAAAACAAAACAAACCCCACACUUUUAAAGAGAAGUACAGCUAGGAAGUGCUUCUCUCCCUGCAUUUACUCUGGCUACUGGGGCGUCUUUAUCUCCUGCUCUGUUGGUCAAAGCCACCAGCCUUUGCUUUCCUUUCAAGUGUGUUUGGUCGCCCGCAGAGAAAUAGGGUCUGGAGAAGCUGCCUAUGAAGCCAGAUGGAGGGAUACAUAAGAAAGGAAGAUCCCACCUGUCCUUCUUAUGGACUCUGGCCCCAGCUGCUUCAGGCUCUCGGAGCCCCCAGGAGCUGGAAGGCUUUAAGGCAUAGUACUCUUGAGUUUUCUCCCUAUUUGCCCCUCUUUGCCUCCCGGUAUAUAGGGGGAACAGCCAGAGCAUUUCCUGCCCUUGUGGGACAUUCCAAGGCUGCAACCUGAACAGAGAGUGCCACCUUCCACUGUGGGUCUCCCAAGAAUUCUUAUGUAGUCUCCAUGGAGCAAAAGGGUAGAAGAGUCAGCUCUCCCAGGCCUGCCCUUUCUUCUCCUUUGGCCACAGCAGUUAGGUGGAUGGUCCCCAGCUCUGCUGUGGCCGUCAUCAUCCUUCUGACCUGCAGCAGGACCACUCCAGUGGGGAUCCCAGUCUGGCUUCCAUGGGCGCUCAAAGCAGAGUGUGUUUCCUGGUUGGAAGUUGGCUAGUGGGUGUCCAUGCAGGAACCAUGGUGCCGCAUUGAUAUGUUAAAGUUCGCCGGUGGGUACCAGGCCUCCGGUGGAGCAGCUGUGGGAUCCAGUUUGAGACAGUAGCUGUUAUGAGAUCACUGCUUCUCCUCAUCUUGCUCCUGAGCACAGGCUGGGAGAAGACAUGGGGUGCACUGGGGUAUCCUUGUAGAAUAGCAGCCUUUAUUCCUUCCUCACCUUACCUGUCUCUGGAAGGGCAGCAAUUGCAUGGGACAAUUAACAUCUGGACUUAGCCUCUGAUCAUAGCUCAGAACCUUCUGGAAUAGCGGGUUAGAGGACAGAAUUUUCAGAGCAGGGCUGUUUGGUCAAGAGGUGGACUUAAGCCUUCCUUGGGCUUCACUUGGCCAACUGAGGCACUCACAAUGUCCCCUCACGUCUCUGUCAAUCCAGGUUGACCCCCAUCUUUGGACUAGUGUGUCUGGUUCUAUUUAAUACCUCAAAGUCAGUGUGGCUCUGGGGCACGUUGGGGCAAGAGCGUGGGGGUGUGCUGUUGACACGGCAUUCAGCAAGGUUUGGUUCUGGGAUGCCGAUGGUCACCCUCCCCUGCCCCCCGCCUCUUCCCUCUGUCGUCUGCCUGUGAUACACACCGAUGGCAAUAACUUUUUUCUGGCUCCUUGCAGAAGUGGGAGAGAGCUGCAGCCAAUCCCACCAUGGGGGAGCUUCUCUCUCUUGCUUCCACUCUGUUCUGUUUUGGCUACAGAGAUCUGUUCAUCCUUCUCCCCUUCUCCCACGGCAUUUCUCGUCCCUCGCCUCCCUUUAUGGACAGGUGUUUGGCCUUUGAAAUUCCUGUGUUUUGGUGUCUUCUCACCCCUACCCCGAUCUGUCUUGGUCUUGCCGUGUGACGGGAUGUGCUUGUAAAUCCAGUAUCAAUCAGCUUUGUGUAUAUGUGUGUCUGUGGGGUGGCUUCUUCCUUUUGCCGGUCACUAGACCAUGUUGUACAACCGUGUGUU
Rattus norvegicus (Norway rat) is the source of this 2634-nucleotide messenger RNA. It is a transcript of the gene Lbh, whose product is annotated as LBH regulator of WNT signaling pathway. The record is from RefSeq and is marked validated. Gene Ontology annotation, biological process: regulation of DNA-templated transcription. Gene Ontology annotation, cellular component: nucleus; cytoplasm. Lineage: Eukaryota; Metazoa; Chordata; Mammalia; Rodentia; Muridae.